AUGGCAAAAGCUCAAAGGGGAAAAGCUCAAAGGGCAAAAGCUCAAAGGGCAAAAGCUCACAGGUCAAAAGCUCUCAGGCCAAAAGCUCUCAGGCCAAAAGCUCUCAGGUCAAAAGCUCAAAGGGAAAAGCCUAAAGGGAAAAACCUGAAGGGAAAAAGCCCAACGAGCAAAAGCCCAAAGAACAAAAGCCCAAAAGGAAAAAGCCCAACGAGCAAAAGUGCAAAGAGCAAAAGCCCAAAGAGCAAAAGCACUAAACGAAAAAGCCUAAAAGCAAAAAGACCAACGAGCAAAAGCCAAACAAGCAAAAGCCCAAACGGCAAAAGCUCAGACGGCAAAAGCUCAAACGGCAAAAGCUCCCAGCCCAAAGAGCAAAAGCCCAAAGAGCAAAAGCCCCAAGAGCAAAAGUCCAACGAGCAAAAGUCUAAAUCGCAAAAGCCUAAACGGCAAAAGACCAAACGGCAAAAGCUCAAAUGGCAAAAGCUCAAAAGGCCAAAAGAAAAGCCCAAAAACCAAAAGCUGCAGGAGCAAAAGCCCAAAGAGCAAAAGCCCAAGAAGAAAAAGCCAAAAGAGCAAAAGCCCAACGAGCAAAAGCCCAACCGGCAAAAGCUCAAACGGCAAAAGCUCACAGGCCAAAAGCUCACAGGGAAAACGAAAGCCCAACGACCAAAAGCCCAACGAGCAGAAGUCAAACGAGCAAAAGCCCAAACGGCAAAAGCUCAGACGGCAAAAGCUCAAACGGCAAAAGCUCAAACGGCAAAAGCUCAAACGGCAAAAGCUCACAGGCGAAAACCUCACAAGCCAAAAGCUCACAGGGAAAAGCCUAAAUAGGAAAAGCCCAAAGACCAAAAGCUCCAAGAGCAAAAGCCAAAGAGCAAAAGCUCAAACGGCCAAAAGCUCACAGGGAAAAGCGUAAAUAGGAAAAGCCCAAAGAACAAAAGCCCCAAGAGCAAAAGCCCCAAGAGCAAAAGCCCAAAGAGCAAAAGCGCAAGGAGCAAAAUCCCAAGGAGCAAAAGCCCAAAGAGCAAAAGCCCAACGAGCAAAAUCUCAAACGCAAAAGCUUCCAGGCGAAAACCUCACAAGCCAAAAGGUCACAGGCCAAAAGCUCACAGGGAAAAGUCUAAAUAGGAAAAGCCCAAAGAGCAAAAGCCCCAAGAGCAAAAGCCCAAGAAGCAAAAGCCUAAAGAGCAAAAGCCCAAAGAGCAAAAGCCCAACGAGCAAAAGCCUAAACGGCGAAAGCCCUAA
Molecule: messenger RNA, 1242 nt
Organism: Apaloderma vittatum (bar-tailed trogon)
Lineage: Eukaryota; Metazoa; Chordata; Aves; Trogoniformes; Trogonidae
Product: neurofilament medium polypeptide-like
Exons: 7
Source: RefSeq, a predicted model, not a curated record